UACGCGUGGCUGUAUGAAGGAUCGCAAAUUAUGGUGAUCCUGGGCGGCAUUGGUGUUGUGGCGGUUGUUCUUGCUGGCGUCAUGUUCCCGCUGUGGCCGUCGGUGCUUCGGAACGGCACAUGGUACUUGUCGAUGCUGGCGCUGGGUCUGCUGGGUCUGCUGUUUGCCACAGCCAUUGUAAGGCUGAUCGUUUAUGUCAUCACGGUGGCCACCCAGCCGAGGGGCCUGUGGAUCUUCCCGAAUCUGUUUGCCGACGUGGGGUUCUUUGAGAGCUUUGUGCCGCUGUACGGAUGGGAUGAG
Linderina pennispora is the source of this 300-nucleotide messenger RNA. Its product is annotated as Sec63 complex subunit SEC62. Gene Ontology annotation, cellular component: endoplasmic reticulum membrane; endoplasmic reticulum. The annotation marks the transcript as partial. The transcript has a single exon. Gene Ontology annotation, biological process: post-translational protein targeting to membrane, translocation. The record is from RefSeq and is a predicted model, not a curated record. Lineage: Eukaryota; Fungi; Kickxellomycota; Kickxellomycetes; Kickxellales; Kickxellaceae.